GCGGCGGCGGAGCCGCCUUCCUGCCCGUCGGCGCGGUGGCCAUGGGCGAUGGGUGGCUGCCGCCGGACUGCGGCCCCCCAAACCGCUCCGUCCCACUCGGUGGCGGGGCGGGGGGGACGGCGGCACCCCCCGGGAGCAGGCAGCUGGCCGCCGAGGUGUUGUCGCAGCAGUGGGUGGUGGGGAUGAGCCUGCUGAUGGCCCUGGUGGUGCUGCUGAUCGUGGCUGGCAACGUGCUGGUGAUCGCGGCCAUCGGGCUUACGCAGCGGCUGCAGACCCUCACCAACCUGUUCAUCACCUCGCUGGCCUGCGCCGACCUGGUGAUGGGGCUGCUGGUGGUGCCUUUCGGGGCCACGCUGGUGGUGCGGGGCACCUGGCUCUGGGGAUCCUUCCUCUGCGAGUGCUGGACCUCCCUGGAUGUGCUCUGCGUGACAGCCAGCAUCGAGACCUUGUGCGUCAUCGCCAUCGACCGCUACCUGGCCAUCACCUCGCCUUUCCGCUACCAGAGCCUCAUGACCAGGGGUCGGGCCAAGGGGAUCAUCUGCACCGUCUGGGCCAUCUCUGCUCUGGUCUCCUUCUUGCCCAUCAUGAUGCACUGGUGGCGGGACGAGGACCCUCAGGCCCUGCAGUGCUACCAGGACCCCGGCUGCUGCGACUUUGUCACCAACAGGGCUUAUGCCAUCGCCUCGUCCAUCAUUUCUUUCUACAUCCCUCUCCUCAUCAUGAUCUUUGUGUACCUCCGGGUGUACAGGGAGGCCAAGGAGCAGAUCAGGAAGAUCGAUAGGUGUGAGGGCCGGUUCUAUGGCGGCCACGAGCAGCGGCAGCCGCCCCCGCCCCCUCACCCCCACCACCAGCCCAUCCUCGGCAACGGCCGAGCCAGCAAGCGGAAAACCUCCCGCAUCAUGGCCAUGAAGGAGCAGAAAGCCCUCAAGACUCUGGGCAUCAUCAUGGGGGUGUUCACGCUCUGCUGGCUCCCUUUCUUCCUGGUGAACAUUGUCAACGUCUUCAACAGGGACCUGGUGCCAGACUGGCUCUUCGUUUUCUUCAACUGGCUGGGCUACGCCAACUCUGCUUUCAACCCCAUCAUCUACUGCCGCAGCCCCGACUUUCGGAAGGCCUUCAAGAGGCUGCUGUGCUGCCCCCGGAAAGCCGACCGGCGGCUGCAUGCCAGCGGCGGGGAGCUGCCCCACCUGCCCGGCGGCUUCAUCAGCACCGUGGGCUCCCCCGAGCGCAGCCUGGCAGCGACCUGGUCCGACUGCAACGGAGGCACCCGGGGCGGCAGCGAGUCCAGCCUGGAGGAGAGAAAUAGCAAAACGUCCGAUUCGGAGUCCAAGGGAACAGUCAGGCUAAUGGAUUUUCAUUGCCUUCUGCUUCUGUUCAUCAAUCUAGGCCCCGUGGUGGAGGAGCUGCUCAUGCAGACACAGACUGCAGCCCUGCAUCCUGCAGAACAGCCUCGUGUCCCUGCCAGAGCUGGCAGCAGAGCCAGGCAGAGGCUACCACCUGCUGGACCUUUCUCAUGGACUCUCUGCUCUGAAUCUCUCCUCAAAGCCACUUACUGAUGGCACAGACUGCUUUCUGGGCAACUACAGAAGUGCUGUGUGCUGAGCCUCAUGGCACCAACACCUCUCACCCAUAACAGAGCUAUUGAGAUAUGAGUAAACCAUGUAAACUGUGAGGAUGCCCAAUGAACAGCCUUGUGAGCCUGACCUGUUUGCUGCUUGUUUGGGGUCUGACGUGUUUUCCAGAAUCGGGGUGUGCUCUCUUCCUUGCUGGCCUUGCAGAACAGGGGCACCUUUCUGAACUGGGCAAACUGCCAGAAUUUUGCUGAACUGGAGAAGCUUAUAUCUCCUACAGAAGAAAGAAAUUACUCUUCCGACAGUCCUUGUGGACCUCUCAGGGCUGAACACCCACUGCUGCCAACAUGCCCAGGGGGGCUCAGGGUGCUGCAACAUGUGCAUUUCUGGGGCAGGGACUUCGUUUUUGCGCUGUGCACACUGAAUGCUGUCAGUGUAAUUUCCUGAUCUAUGCUCUUUUUUUGAUUGACCUGUUCUUCUGAAUUGCCCUGAGCCUAGGCAGGUCAUGCUAGCUGGCACCUACAAAACAUCAAAACUCAGCUGCCCAGUUCACCAGGCUCUGGGAAGGUCACUGGAAGGACUCCAGUGGCCUCAAAUAGGAGUUGACUCAUGCUUCAUGAGAUCAAAACAAAAUGCCUCUGCAUAUGAAAAAAUAUUAUGGAAACUGUAUCAUUCAUGCACAAAAGCUGCACUUCAGACAUUUUCAUAUAAAAUACAUAAUGUUGUAAAUGGAAGGAAAAGUUGCAUGAGGCCUGUUGAGCAUGAUAAUUGUUGGCAUGAGAAAAUGUCCUUUCCCAUAAAUACAGAUAUUUUCUGGGGUCUGGCACACAAAUAGGCAUCUUAAACUAGAAAACUUGGCUUCUUUCUGCACCCCUUCAAAGCACUCAUUUUCUGCAGCAGUACUUAAUUUCUAGGAUCAUCCCUUGUCUUGUGAAGAGCAACCCAGAGCAAAUGCUUGUGAUGGAGUUAUCAACAAGAGGCAAUGUGGCAGUGUGACAGGUCUGUUUCAGGGCCUCAUAAAUACAGCAGCAGCACCAGAGAGAGCUGACUGGGCCAGAGAGGUGCUGAGGGCAGCCAACGGGUAAGUCUUUCUGGGAGGGAUAAAUCUGUGGUCAAAUCCUGCCAAAUGCUGGCCAGGGUGUGGCUGUGGUGCUCAGCAAUGCAGGGUCCCUGUGGUUCCCCAUCUGUGGCUUGAUCACGUUCCAUCAAGAGCUGAUUGCUGUGGUCGAGGGAGCAGAACUUAGAGUAUCACCUUGAAGAAAAGAGCAGAGGAUGGCUCAGCAUGCACAGCAAAUACAACUCGUAGGGGAAAAAUUAAUUAAUGUGGGUAUUAACCAGCAAUUUGUCAUACAGCCUCUAAAGCCAGCUUCUAAUGCUUUGAAGAGUGCAGUGAAAAUCAAGGGAUACUUCUGCAUCUCCUCUGGCUUCUUCGAAGUUCUUCAGCACUGGGAGCUGGGAACACCACCAAAGCAGUUUGCUGCUCAGUGGGUGGGAGAAGCCAUGAUGAUUGAAUGCUUUAGCUACUGAUGGCAAGUGGCUCUUCUCUCUGACCAUGAGGCCAUGGGGCAAAUUGUAACUCAGCCUUUCCGUCUGUGCUGUGCUUCUGUCCUCGGGCGGGAGCACCAGGACCUGGCUGUGGGCACUGCAGAAGCAUUGCAUGUUUCCUCGUAGGCUGGACCUGAAGCACUUUCCAUUUAUCACUCUGCUUUCCCUCACUGCCAGCAGCCUGUGACACCUCAGUGGCAGAGGGGUCCCACCAUGCCCCCUGCAGUAGCUGGGCCUGAAUGCAAACACACUCAAGCUUCAGGUGAUAGAGCCAAGUGAAAUAACCCACCUGCAGCAUUUGUCCACUAUUGCAAUCAAAUUACCCUUUUUUCCCCCUAAACACACACAGUCAAGGCCCAGCUGGUCACACUGUGCAAGCCCAUCACUGAUCCACAAACCUACAGAGCACAAGAGAUGACAGAUGGGCUCUCAGGCUCUCAUGGUCUCCUGCCCCAGUCUUGUGGGUUGGCUGUGGAAUGCAACUAACUGGGCUAUACUGGUUCCCUGCUGGAGUGUCUUUCCCUAACUGUUGUCAGGAGAUGUCCAGCUGCGAUGACUAAGCUCUUCUUACAUUCCAGAAACCCAAUAAAUAAAUAUUUCUUGAAAAUAA
This is a messenger RNA of Apus apus (common swift), 3726 nucleotides long. It is a transcript of the gene ADRB1, whose product is annotated as adrenoceptor beta 1. NCBI's taxonomy places the organism in Eukaryota, Metazoa, Chordata, Aves, Apodiformes, Apodidae. The record is from RefSeq and is a predicted model, not a curated record. The transcript has 3 exons. Gene Ontology annotation, biological process: norepinephrine-epinephrine-mediated vasodilation involved in regulation of systemic arterial blood pressure; positive regulation of heart rate by epinephrine-norepinephrine; adenylate cyclase-activating adrenergic receptor signaling pathway. Gene Ontology annotation, cellular component: membrane. Gene Ontology annotation, molecular function: beta1-adrenergic receptor activity. The coding region runs from base 42 to 1556 and encodes 504 amino acids.